Messenger RNA from Pelobates cultripes (western spadefoot toad), 258 nucleotides. The record is from the annotation of a GenBank genome assembly. Lineage: Eukaryota; Metazoa; Chordata; Amphibia; Anura; Pelobatidae.
AUGGGGUCUGUACUGGACGAUGGCAGUCAAACCGUGCGUUAUGUGGAAUAUCGUAUGGAACCAGUCACCACAUGGUAUCUGAAUGCUCAUUAUCUCUUUAUCAUUUCAUCUCAGCGCCCUCUCAGCACUCACAUGCACGUCAGGAGCGGAGCUGAGGAGGUAGAAACAGUGCAACUCUAUCUCCCCAGGUCCACUCCUCGCAUGGCAUUAAUGAGAGGAACUGAACUAAUGGUGGCAGCUGCAAAUAGCAGCUGCUAA